UAGACCAUUGCGAUUGGUCAAUACAAAAAAUACCAUCAAUGAGACGUUCAGGCAAAAAGAAAACGGCAACUGCAUUCAUUUAGAGCUGUUGGAGAGAAUGGAAAAAGUCGUAUGUAAUACGCAUGGCAGCGUGUGUAUGUUAAAAACGGGCGUAAAAGACGGACCGAGUAAAGACAAGAGCUUUUACGUCUGCGUUGCAAAGCAGGGCUGCGAGUUCACUCGACAGGCCAGUAUCUCACCGUCACGCUGCCUGCAUCAUGAGGAGUCGGUGGUGGAACUUCAGGCUCUCAGCUACAGUGAGCAGCAGCAGAGCCACAGACUCUACUUCAGGUGUACUGUUGGGAAAAGAGACGGGCAGAAAUGGUGUGGAAACGUGCCGUGGACUGCAGUGGAAAAAGAAAAGAGAGCUCCUCUAUCUGAUGCACAGCUGCAGCAGUCCUCCUCCCUUCCCUCUGUCCGAAACCCUUUCAAGGCCCCUAGCAAGAUGGAGAAAGACUCAGAGUGGAGAAAAAUGCAGACCAAUGGUCAAAAAGGGAAAGAGAAGGAGAAGAAAAACAGUGAAGUGUGCCCUAACGCCGACAGAAGAGAAAGUUGCCAGAAGGAAAAUGUGGAAGCUGUAGGUGCAAAAGUAGAAAAAGAAGAGGAAAAAAAGUCUAACAUGCCUGAUGUAUAUCAAAGGAAACUUCUUCCACCUGGGAUGAAGAUCAAGAAGAAGAUUUCAAGUGAGGAGAGCAGCAAGGACAGAGCUGGCACUGAUAAUGUAAUGACUGCAAAGACCCAAGAGGAGGCUAAGGAACAUUCUGCUGAGCAGGAAGGAGCAGAAAAAAAAACUUCUGCACCAAGCCUCGUGGUACAUCACAUCAAGAGUCAAACCUCUCCUGGUUUUGAAAACGUGUCACAAAAACCAGCGAGUCAAGGUGAACCCUCGGUUCAAGACAGCGCAACCAAAUCUGCCCCCUACGGCAGCCAGCAGGCUUCCAGAGAGUCAGAAGCCCUCCCUAGUGAUGAGGAUGAUGAUGAUGAUGUCGUGCUGGUGUCAGUGAAACCCCCGGCUCAGAAAACGCCCCCCCUCUCUGCUGUUCAGAAGACCCUAACCUGCUUCCCUGGGUUCCAGUCAGCUGCUAAGGUGGACAGCACCAGCGGGAUGCACAGCCUGCUGAGCACACAGCUCAAACAGAAAAAGGCAACUCUGUCCGUGGUGAAUGUGGAAGCUCUGCCAGAUAAAGGAGAGAGGUUGAGGACCCAGGUGAAAGAGUUAGAGGAUGCUCUGGAGUCUCUGAGCCUAGCUGCUGCUUCUCAGCCUGAGUCCAGCAUCAGCCAGUCUGCUACUAGGACCACCAGCAUCAGUCCAUCCUGCCAGCAGGGUGGUACCAUCCUGCUCUCCUCUCCCCCGGUCUCAGACCCGGUUCAGCACCAAGCCUCAGGCCUCCACCUGAGUCAGGGAUAUGCCCAGAUGUUUGGAGAUGCACAGAUGCACGCCUUUUAUGGUGGCAAGAUGACCCAUGAUCGUCUGCUGGCAGUGAAGAAUGCUACCUGUGAGGCCAUCGAUCAUCUCCACAAGUCCUUGGAGUCUUGUCCUGAGGCUGAGGCUGAGGUGCCUGACCCCAGUGGCAUCAAGGUGACACUUAUGGCUCAUCAGAGAAGAGCAUUGGCUUGGCUGCUCUGGAGGGAAAAGCAGAAUCCCUGUGGAGGAAUUCUGGCGGACGACAUGGGUCUGGGGAAAACUCUGACCAUGAUCGCUCUCAUACUGGCCAAGAAAAUAAAAGCAAAAGAGGAGGAUCAAAGGAAGGAAGAGAAGAAGCUGCAGACUUGGCUGUCUAAAACUGACUCCAGCAUUGUUGCCUCUAAGGGAACUCUGAUCAUCUGUCCUGCUUCUCUGAUUCACCACUGGAAGAUGGAGAUUGACAGACAUGUGAAGGGAGGCAAGCUAAGUGUGUAUCUGUACCACGGCCCCAACCGCGAGAGGAGUGCCCGAGUGCUAGCAGACUAUGAUGUGGUGGUGACCACUUAUAGUUUGGUUUCCAAGGAGAUUCCUGUCAAGAAGGAGGAGGCGCAAAAUCCCACCAAAGACCCUGAACAAGUGCCAUCACACUCAGCAGCUCUACUGCGUGUGGCCUGGGCUCGUGUGAUUCUAGACGAAGCACACAACAUCAAAAAUCCAAAAGUUCAGACCUCCAUGGCCGUCUGUCAGCUGAGGGCUAAUGCACGCUGGGCCAUGACCGGUACUCCCAUCCAGAACAACCUGCUGGACAUGUACUCGCUGCUCAAGUUCUUGCGUUGUUCUCCGUUUGACGAGUACAAACUGUGGAAAGCUCAGGUGGACAACGGCUCCUCGAGAGGCAGAGAGAGACUCAAUAUCCUGACCAGGACUCUGCUGCUGCGACGCACCAAAGACCAACUAGACUCUCGGGGAAAGCCACUGGUGCUUCUACCCAAUCGGAGCUGUGAGGUGCAUCAGCUCACGCUGUCAAAGGAGGAGCAGGCUGUGUAUGAUGUGGUGUUUGCCCAGUCCAGAUCGACUUUGCAGAACUACCUGAAGAGACACGAAGGGAAAGAUUUGAACUCAGGAAACUCCUUCAGUUCAAAUCCUUUUGAUAAAGUGGCACAGGAGUUUGGUAUGUCCCAGCCUGUCUCUGGUGUGCCUGGACAGGCGUCCAGCACUGUCCACAUCCUGUCCUUGUUGUUGCGUCUCCGACAGUGUUGCUGCCACCUCUCACUUCUGAAGAAGACGCUGGACACGUUGGAGCUGCAGGGCGAUGGGAUCGUCUUGUCUCUGGAGGAGCAGCUCAAUGCCCUGUCGCUCUCCUGCAGCCCCUCCCAGUCUGACUCUGACCCCAAAACCAUGGUGGCCCUCAACGGCUCCCGCUUCCCCUCACAGCUGUUUGAGGAGAACAGCCAAAGCACCAAGAUUUCUGCUAUAAUCUCAGAGCUGAUGGCCAUCAGAGACACGGGUGACAACCAGAAAAGUGUGAUCGUUUCACAGUGGACCAGCAUGCUCAAGAUUGUGGCAGUUCACCUGCAGAAGAUGGGCUUGAGAUACGCAGUCAUUGACGGAACUGUCAACCCCAAACGCCGCAUGGACAUGGUGGAGGAUUUCAACACCAACCGCAAAGGGCCACAGGUGAUGCUGCUUUCUCUGUGUGCUGGAGGGGUUGGGCUCAAUCUCACUGGUGGCAAUCACCUGUUUCUCAUCGACAUGCACUGGAAUCCAGCUUUAGAGGAUCAGGCCUGUGAUCGAAUCUAUAGAGUUGGACAAAGGAAAGACGUCACCAUACACAGGUUUGUGUGCGAGGGUACGGUAGAGGAGAAAAUUGCCACUCUGCAUAAGAAGAAGAAGGACCUGGCCCAGAACGUUCUCUCAGGAACCGGAAGCACCAUCACCAAACUCACGCUGGCUGAUCUCAAAAUCAUUUUUGGUGUUUGACAGACAAGGGGACUGAAUUUGAUGCCAAGCUCUGAAAAUGUUGAAAUAUAUAUAUAAAGGAAAUUGGUUUUAUAUUAGUUAACAGAAAUGUAUUUUUCCUAAGUCAGUGGCUUUUGAUGACCACCAGUUUGCUUCACUCUACAUGCAGCCACUGCUGCAUAGCUGAGUAAUUUUAAUGGGCAAUCUUUGCAACAUCUAUAAACCUUCUUUUUUCAACGGUUUGUUGAGGAAAUAUGUUUUCAUUGUUUUAUCUGUAUGAUUUUGUUUGUGAUAGGAAAACGUCUAUUCUGUCUCAUUUAAUUUUCAGAAAUCGACACAUUGUGCAGGGUCUGUAUGUUGCUUUAAUCAUACUGUCCUGUGUUUGGCCUUGAACUGUUCUAGGUUGUCAGCUCUUAACUACUUUUCUGUGGUGUGAAUUUAUAAUUGAAAUAAGCAUAAUAAAUUAUGUUCCACUACAA
This is a messenger RNA of Nothobranchius furzeri (turquoise killifish), 3882 nucleotides long. RefSeq names its product transcription termination factor, RNA polymerase II (gene ttf2). The record is from RefSeq and is a predicted model, not a curated record. NCBI's taxonomy places the organism in Eukaryota, Metazoa, Chordata, Actinopteri, Cyprinodontiformes, Nothobranchiidae. Gene Ontology annotation, biological process: DNA repair. Gene Ontology annotation, cellular component: nucleus. Gene Ontology annotation, molecular function: ATP binding; ATP-dependent chromatin remodeler activity; zinc ion binding.